UACUUGGCUUUGGCUCCCUGAAUGAACCAAAGAAAAAAAAAAGGUUUUUUAUUUCUCAGCUGCAGGACAGCCACUGGCGCGCACGGCGAUCACCACUUCGAUCACCAGCAGGGCAAGCAAACAAGAAGAAGAAGAGGAAGAGGAAGAGGAAGAGGAAGAGAAAGACCAGGAGGAGGAGGCGACGGCGGCCGGCCACGAGGGAGAAGCAGUCGCAUGCGGCCACUGGGCGGCCAUCCGGUCGCUGUCCGACCAGUUCGCGUCGUCGUGACAGCAUCAUCUGAACCUCACGAGGAUUAACAAGGCAACCCUAUCCAUGAGGCAACCAUGCUCGUGCUCAUCAACAAGUACCUGUCCAGGAGCAAGAACCCGGCAGCCGGCGACGACGGGGAGAUGCCUACGCCGCCGGCGAACGGGGCGGAGCGCGAGCGAGACUACAUGUGCAUCUCCGGCUGCGUGCCGGUGCGCGUCAAGAGGGCGCCGGUUAUUGCCACGACGACGAUCACCACCACGGCGAGGACGUCGCGGCACAAUUUCGUCAAGUCGGCGGCGUCCGGGCUCUUCCCCGGCGCGCAGUUCACCAACCACGAGUCGCUCCCGGCGCUGGAAGAGGCGUACUCGGAGUUCGCCGCCGCGUUCCCGCAGUACGCCGGGCUCGCCCAGGCCGACGCCAUCAGGGACGGCGAGUACCAGCACCUCGACCGCCACGUGUGCCUCGACUACACCGGCAUCAACCUCUUCUCCCACGCGCAGAUGAACUCGUCGGUGCCGUCCACGUCGGCCUCGCCGCCGGGUUCGUCCGGCGCGUGGCAGCCUCCCUUCUUCGACAUCGCGUACAAGUCCACGAGCCUGCGGUCGCAGGUGCAAUGCGGGGACGUCGCCUCGGCGAGCGGCGAGGGCGGGAUCGGCGGCGCCGUGACGAGGCGCGUGAUGGCGUCGCUGAACAUCCCCGAGGACGAGUACGCCAUGGUGUGCACGGCGAACCGGACCACCGCGUUCCGGCUGCUGGCGGAGUCCUACUCCUUCCACAGCCACGGCAAGCGGCUGCUCACCGUGUACGACUACGAGAGCGAGGCGGCGGGGGCGAUGGCCGAGAGCGCGCGCCGCCGCGGCGCGGAGGUGAUGUCGGCGACGUUCGCGUGGCCGGGCAUGCGCGUCCACGCCGGCGACCUCCGCAAGAAGCUGGUCCGCGGGCGGCGGCGCGGCCACCGGGGGCUCUUCGUCUUCCCGCUGGUGUCGCGGAUGACCGGCGCGAGGUACCCGUACCUGUGGAUGAGCGCGGCGCAGGAGCAUGGGUGGCACGUCGCGCUCGAUGCCUGCGCGCUCGGCACCAAGGACCUCGACACGCUCGGCCUCUCCCUCCUCCGCCCGGACUUCAUCGUCUGCAACUUCUUCAAGGUGUUCGGCGAGAACCCCUCCGGCUUCGCGGGCCUCUUCGUCAAGAAGGCCAGCCUCGCCGCCCUCGAGCGCUCCGUCAUCGCGCGCAGCAUCGGCGUCGUCAGCAUCGUGCCCGCCCGCCGCUGGUCGCUCCACGACGCCGGCUACUCCACCGAGCUCGACCACUCGCGCAGCUUCGCCGACCCGGCGGAAGACCUCGACCUCACCAGCUCCUUCUCCGGCCCGCUCAGCGGCACCCUCAUCGCGCUCAGUCUCAGGAACGUGCCGGAGAUGGACGCGGCGGAGGAGAACGGCCACACGCCGGAGAUCCGCGAGGCCGAUUCGCCGCCGGCGACCGACAAACACCCGAUGCCUCCGCCGCCGCCAGCUGAAGAGAAGGAGAUGGAGGUGGAGUGCAGGGGACUGGACCACGCGGACGCGCUGGGGCUGAUCGCCAUCGGCAACCGGCUGCGGUGCAUCAGCAACUGGCUGGUGGUGGCGAUGCAGAAGCUGCGGCACCCGCAGUCGGAGCACGGCAAGCCGCUGGUGCGCGUGUACGGGCCCCGCGUGAAGUUCGAGCGGGGCCCGUCGGUGGCGUUCAACGUGUACGACUGGAAGGGGGAGAAGGUGGCGCCGGCGCUGGUGCAGAAGCUCGCCGACCGCCACAACAUCUCCCUCACCUGCGGCUUCCUCCGCAACAUCUGGUUCGCCGACAGGUACGACGCCGACAGGGCCGCCCACCUCGAGCACAUGGGCGGCGGCGGCGGCAAGAGGAAGGACACCGGCGGCGGCGGCGAGAUGGGGAUCUACGUGGUGAACGCGUCGCUGGGGUUCUUGAGCAACUUCGAGGACGCCUACAGGCUGUGGGCGUUCGUGGCCAAGUUCUUGGACGCCGACUUCGUCGAGAAGGAGCGCUGGAGGUACACCGCGCUCAACCAGAAGACGGUGGAGGUGUAGACGACGAAUCAAUCCACCAUCGCCAUUGGUACAGAUCACUUCACUGCCACUGUCCACCAUUCUUUUGGGAUCAGCUCAGCUGUCGAGCUGCUCCGUCCAUUCUUUGUGCGAGAGGGGCUAUAGUGUUCAUCGUUCCCUGUAAACUGUAGUGUCUUCUUCCUUAGAAAAAGAUGGGUCGAUUACAUGUUUGCUACUCCUAUAGGAGUACUCAACAGUUGCCAUCCUGCAGUACAUCUUUGUUGGUCAAAUGAGAAAUACAGCUAUUUUUACUCAAUGCUCACAAGAGGUAACUGAGUUUCUUAGGUAACAUCAAAUUACAU
Molecule: messenger RNA, 2651 nt
Organism: Oryza brachyantha (malo sina)
Lineage: Eukaryota; Viridiplantae; Streptophyta; Magnoliopsida; Poales; Poaceae
Product: molybdenum cofactor sulfurase
Exons: 1
Coding region: 325-2331 (668 amino acids)
Source: RefSeq, a predicted model, not a curated record